Molecule: messenger RNA, 2970 nt
Organism: Fulvia fulva
Lineage: Eukaryota; Fungi; Ascomycota; Dothideomycetes; Mycosphaerellales; Mycosphaerellaceae
Product: Vacuolar membrane protease
Exons: 3
Coding region: 1-2970 (989 amino acids)
Biological process (GO): proteolysis
Molecular function (GO): metalloexopeptidase activity
Source: RefSeq, a predicted model, not a curated record
AUGGCGAAGAAGUGGUCAUACAACCCGCUCGCCUUCCUCGGACCCCAAGUCACCAUCAUUGGCUCGCUCGUCUACAUUGCACUCUUCGUUCUCCUAGUGACCAACCAUGAAACCGUCCCCAACGCCCCAAGCCAUCCAGUCCCCAUCGCCGGCGUCAACCUCACCGAAGCUUGGCUGGACCUCAAGGUCUUGAGCGAUGCCUACCACCCCUGGGGCAGUCGGCGCAACGAGGCUGUCCGCGAAUACUUGCUGCAGAGGAUCGACCAGAUUCUGGACGCCAACAAUGCCUCCAGCAAGACUGUUCACUCCGUCGAUGGCGUCUUCCGAUCGAGAUCACGCGGCACCCGCGACGUGACGGUGUUCGCGAACGAUACCUCCAACUUCACCGCCCUCGACGGCUUCACGAAGAAGCCCUGGACGUUGUACGGCGAGUCGACCAAUAUUUUGGUCUAUAUCAGAGGGAAGGAUGAUGGAGCUGGCGAGUGGUGGAACAGCACGAAAGACUACACUGGACCUAGCGGGGUCCUCGUAAACGCCCACUACGACAGUGUGUCUUCCGGUCUAGGAGCAACAGAUGAUGGGGUAGGUAUCGUUUCCAUUCUGCAGCUGAUAUCGUACUACACCAAGGGCAAGAAGGCACCAAAGCGAGGCCUCGUGGCGCUGUUGAACAAUGGCGAGGAGAAUGGCCUCUAUGGAGCACACAAUUAUGUUCGACAUCCACUUGCUCAGCUUCCGCAUACUUUCUUGAAUCUGGAGGGUGCUGGAGCUGGGGGACGUGCCACUCUCUUCAGAUCAACUGAUGCAGAGGUUACGUCGGCAUAUGCCAAAAGCCCGUCACCGUUUGGGACUGUUAUCAGUGGAGAUGGCUUUAAGCGUGGCUUUGUGCGGAGUGGGACUGAUUACUCGGUGUUUACGGAGGAGUUGGGUCUGCGUGGACUUGAUGUUGCCUUCUUCAAGCCACGAGCUAGGUACCAUACGGAUCAGGACGACGCCCGCAAUGCUGGACCCAAUAGCCUGUGGCAUAUGCUGUCAGCUACGAUUGCUACAGUCGAUGAGUUGACUUCCCACCAGGGCAGGGAUUUCGAAGGCUCGCCCGACAGCACCGGCAAACUGUCAACUGGGAAGUGCAGUAAUGCGGUGUGGUUCGACUUGCUUGGUCAAACAUUCGCCGUGCUCCGCCUGAAUACACUCUUCGCACUGUCGGUCGCACUCCUUGUCGCCGGACCUAUCAUCUUCAUCCUGCUUGAAGUUCUGAUCAGGAAAAGCGACAAAUGGUAUGUCUUCGCAGGGCGGAGAUACCUUCACUCAUCGGAUGAUGAUGAUGCAGUCCGCUUGCAUGGACGACGUGGAUUCUUCAGAUUCUUGCUGGCCUUUGUGGUCGCUACAGCUGUCACAAUUCUGUUGGCGUACCUGGUCACGAAGAUCAACCCAUACAUCGUCUACAGCAGCGAGUACGCCGUAUGGGCCAUGAGCUUAUCUGCGUGGUUUGCCAUCAUGUGGUUCUUCCUGAAAGGCGCUGCGGCUGUCCGGCCAACGGCACUUCAUCGCAUGUUCGUGCUCAUCUGGCUCUACGUGCUGGCUUGGAUCCUGCUUGUCUUCGCCACCAUUGGCGAGAACAACCUGCACCUGGCCAGCGGGUAUUUUGUCGUCUUUUACAACGCCUCGGCCUUUGUGGCGCUGCUGAUCUCCUACAUGGAGCUCUUCGCUCUACCCACAACUCGCAAGUACGUCGAACAUGCAUUAGGUGCGCAGGCGGAAUCAGGUUCUACUCGACCUGGCAGCCGUUCUUCUCGGCAGUUGCUGGACCAGCAUGAUGAUGUGAAUGAUGAAGCAGAACCCUCGGAGCGAACAUCACUUUUGCAAGACGCAACGUCGCGUUCCAACCAGCACACGUUCACAAGUUUCGGCAGACGGAGAGCAGAUCGUGAUGAGGUGCCAGAAGACACUGAUGACCCUUUCUUGAACAAGGCCUACCUCGAUGAGCAAGCAUGGUCGAGCUCACUGCCUCAAUGGACUUGGAUUCUGCAAUUCCUGGUGCUGGCACCUGUCAAUGUGAUUUUGAUUGGACAAAUCGCACUUCUUCUCACGCAUGCGAUCAAUCAGACGCCCGCAGAUGGAAACCCAGUGUUGCCGAUAUAUCUGCUCAUCUCGGUGUUUGCGAUCCUACUCUUGCUCCCGCUUACGCCGUUUCUCCAUCGGUUCAGCUUUCACGUUCCGACGUUCUUGUUCUUGGUACUGGUUGGAACCAUGAUUUACAAUUUGGUGGCUUUUCCUUUUUCGAGGGAUUCUCGCAUGAAGUACUACUUCGUCCAGCAGGUCGAUCUGAGCAGCGGCAUCAACAACGUUUCGCUGAUCGGUCUUGAUGGCUAUAUCCAGAACAUAGUCCAAGAGAUGCCUUCUGCUGCCGGCCAGUCGCUGUACUGCGAGGACUCGUCUUCAUCGAAUCAUACCUCUUUACCGAACCGAAACGGACUCACAUCUUGCUCCUUUCACGGGCUGGCACCUAAAGUCGUUCCGAAGGGUUAUGCUGGCUUGUCAGCGAACCGGACAAGAUGGCCAACAUACUCUGAUUGGAUCGACUUCAAUCUUACCCACAGUGGUCACACAGCAUCGAUACGCAUACAGGGGAUGAACACGAAGAUCUGCAACAUCAAAUUUGACAACGCAGUCUCGGGCGUCAACAUCGAAGGCUCGGCCUCAGAUCCGAGGCAGAAAGCCGUACCAGAGGGUGGUAGUAACGAGGUGCACCUCUUCAGUCGCACGUUCGAUAAGACUUUCAAUGUUAAUGUGACGUGGGAGGGCGAAUCUGCUAAGGGACAAAAGGGGCGGGUGUCGUGUAUGUGGGAUGAUGCAAAUAUGCCAGGCGUCAUACCUGCUUUUGACGAGCUUCGUCGUAAUGAACCAGUUUGGAGUGCUGUUACGAAGACUGCAGAUGGUUUGGUCGAAGGGUUUAAGGAAUUCAGGGUCUGA